CAACAAUAACUUAAACCUGGAGCUUAUGAUUCAAGGGGUGACGUGUCUAACUUUUAUCUAUUUAUUUCGUUAAUUUUAUAGUCCUUUACUUAAUGAUGACGUGCCGCACGUUAUUUGUGCUGAUGUAUCGCUUUUUCAUGACUCUAACAGUCAGUAGAUCAAUUUGUGCAUAAAGACUCUACCGAUGAUGCUGUUGACGUUGUCGAUAAAGCCUCUAUCCAGAAGGUGCUAGAUAUUGUGCAGAACCAUGAGGUUAGAACUGCUGUCAUGGAGGAUAAAAUGCAGUGUUUUGAGAAGCGUCUGUUAAAUAUUGUGAAGAACUUCACUGGCCUUCAUAACAAUUUACCCCAUCUUAAAGGAGGUGCUGAGACAUUCACGUCGGGGAUCUGUAGAACCAAUACUCAGGGCAUGCAGAACCCAUCACAAGCACAAUUAACUGGUCCAAAGUUGUACUCUAACACUGAUGAAUUCCUCGCCGGUGAAAUCCCUAUGCCAGCGGACAAAAAAAUAACAGAAACAAUUGCACUCAAGUCGCAUGACAAUGGAAAAGGCAUUGCAGGAGAAUGCCUAGUAGGGAUGUUUGACAUUACAGUCCCCAAUUCUCCUGACUACGACGACGAUGUUAUCAUCGACGAGCAACGUUCUACACCGAGGCCUAAGUCUCGUGUAGCAAAUUCGAAGCCCCCACUAGCUCGCAAACUGCAUUGGUCGACAGGAGUCCCGAAAGUCGGUAUCUCCCGAACUGUCGCUAGGAGUUCACCUGUCAUAAGAUCCACAGAGAUGGUACAGGUUCUCUUAAAAAGUUGUUGUCUCUUUCUUUAAGGCCUUCAUAUUCUCCCCAAUCAAUAUUUUACACUAUUUAGUUUGCUGUAAAUGAUGUAAGGUUUUGAUGAACUAGAUAAUGCAUUCUGUCAUGCAACUUCCGAGCCUAACCCACACGGAUUGCAACACCCAGGUUGGUGAGUUAUUUUCAGGUUCACCUUGUAGGACUAGACCAACGAAACUACCCAAGAUGGAGCCUCUAGACAAUGACAGUAUUCCUCAUUCUGCUGAAAUUUCACCCUAUAUACCAGUUCUUUCGAUGAGAGGGUGUGUGAACAAUCAAGUCCCCCUCAUAACCCAAGUUGGUCCACCCACAAGUGUCCUACGAGAUCCACUCUUAAACAGCUACGAUUCCCCUGUUUUUCUAAUUCCACAGGCAAGUACAUAAGAGUAUUUUAUAGUAAUAAAUAACCUGACUCAAGGAAGAAAGAGUUGAUGCAUUUCUUUUGUUGCUAUUAUGUGCAGACCUACGACAUGGAGUUCAGGCCGACCCCGGAGAUGGACCUUGUGUAUGAUGAAGUCUGAUUUGCGGCUUAUAUAUUUCGAAAGACUAAUGAGACUAAUAACUACGGGUACUUUCUUUUGCACCAGUUUGCCAAUAUGGUUUGAUUUAGUUUUUUAACUUUUUUUUAUGCCAUUAUUUAACAAAUGUACUCACUUGUGCCAUUCAUGCAUAGGGAAAUUUUGUUCAAAUUCACUCAACUUGAGGUUUCCAGAGGGCAGUUAUUUUCUCUUUGUCCACGUUAUGUGCCCCAUUCUGAUGUGAGUUAAUUCAUUUCAGUCUUAGAAAUAAUAUUGACACGGGAAGGUACCGAGAAUACAUUGACGUAUGGUUUCUUUUAAAAAAUUUUGCAGAUUGUUAAUAUUACUGUAAUGAUGGCUUCCAUGAAAGCCUCAAGAGCAUUACCACCUCGUAAAUGGUUUGUUCCUUCUACCAUGGCAAAUGAUAUUCUCCUUCUAAAACCUUUGGAGGUCAUCAUCAAACGGUACCUUGAGCGAUGGAUGCCUGAAACAACCCAACUGGAACAUGUGUUUGUGCCAAUUUGCGAAGCAAGUCAUUCAUGGUAUCUGAUGGUCAUAGAUGUAUCAAAUGCAAGGGUGUACUCUCUUGACGUGACCAAGGCACCGGAUACAAUAGAACGGCGAGAACGCAACAUGCGAACCAUAAUGAUUGCGCUAUCACAAAUUUUUAGGCUAGACCGCAACGCUGGAAGCUUCCAGCUUGUGUCCCCUGACCCUACUACAUGGGGACCUAUUCAAUAUCCACAAGGAGUUCCUACUCUGGAUGACAGGUAUGAGAAAAUCAAGCUCGUGAAUCAUUGUUUACAAAAGAAUGAUACCAUUGUGAACGUGAAGUAAUUUAUGGUGAAAACAAAUGGCAGCUUUCAGUCGGCAACAUGGAUGUUAUAUUGGCUUCAACUGGCUGGCAAAUUCAACAUCACUGACAUAGGAAACAUGGUAAGAUAUACAAGAUUUCUUUUAAAAUUGGGACAGAAGUUGCCUUCCUCGACCGAUGUUUCACUUCGUUACCUAAAUUUUGUGUGGAUUUCAUGAAUAGACAAUGCCGGAUAGGGUGCGGAUGAGGACAGCUAUAAACAUCGUCCGCUUUCCAAUCAACGAGGUUCUAAAGAAGGUUGAUUUGAAUAGUGCAGCGGCAUGGAACACCAUUCUGCACAGCAUUGAGUAGCAAACAUGGAUUAUUCCUAUUUAUCUUAGAAUUGCAAAAUGUUAAUGAAUUAUAUAGGUCUGUCAUGAUAUUAAGAUGUAAUGCUCUACUUGUUUAGUUAUUUUGGUGUGGAGAAUAGUGAUCUAGGGUACCCGUCAUAGCACACAAUUCACAUUUCCAAGCUUAGGUAUACUCUUUUAGAGUUACCUCUUUUGAACCAUGGUGAAAUAUUAGUCUUUAGGCUUCACUGUUGUUAAAUCUAUCUAUGCAUAUGUAUUUUGAAUCUGAAUCAUGAAGACCAAUAGUAU
Molecule: messenger RNA, 2796 nt
Organism: Arachis ipaensis
Lineage: Eukaryota; Viridiplantae; Streptophyta; Magnoliopsida; Fabales; Fabaceae
Source: RefSeq, a predicted model, not a curated record